GUCAUCUUAUUCAAAUUCGUGGCUGAGAUUGCUUGUCAAACAGUUGCGCCGGCCCGUCCUAACAUAUGGAGGCCAUCAACUCCGCAGCAUCGGCUAUAAACUGGGAAAUUGACUCAACGGCAUCAGUACAAGGGGCAUGGACGCAUUUCAGGCAGUUAUAUAACCGGGUAACUCAACCAUACAUACUCUAGACAGUCCCAAAGAGGAAAAAGUACGGCUUUUACUGGAUAGGCAGGGAUAUUCGACGUUUUUUUACCAAGACAAAAUAAGAAAUGUUGCUAUCAGCCUUGGUGUAGCAGGUACAAUGGAACGCUACAGAUCGGUAAGCACGUAUAUAAUCAAAACUUAGGAAGCUCAAAGAAAAUAUGAAAUGCAGUUGGCACAAUGUGGACUCAAGCAGCCUUAGAGAAUCGUCUCGUACAUAAACUACAGAACAAGGAUGCAUCAUUGGAUUUCCGACCUAAUUAAAGGGAGUGAAUUUGAAAUGAUAGAGGAAGAUCAGGAAAAAGUAGAGGCUUUGGCUGACUUUUGGGGCAGUUUUCACUCGGGAACCUCCUCUAGACAGAGAACCAAACCCAAAUACAGAGUCAACAAACCACCUCUCACCGUGGACUUCGAUCAAGACGAUGUAUUUAAGGCUCUUAGCACUUUAGACACGGAAAAGUCAACAAGACUAGAUGGACUACACCCUAAAAUCUUGGGACAUAUUGCACAAUAUAUCGCGACCCCAGUGACUGUGAUAUUCAACAUGUCACUUGACCAAAUUGUGUUACCUAUGGAAUGGAAGGACGCAAUCGUCACUCCCAUACAUAAAACAGGACCAAGACAACUUCCAUCGAACUACAGACCUUUAAGCCUCACCAGCGUUGUAGUUGAAAUAUUGAAAAUAGUCAAGAAGGCCAUAAUGACAUUUGUGGAGACCAAUAACCUGUUAAGCAGCGAACAACAUGGUUUUAAAAAGGGUUUAUCUAGUACAACGAACCUCCUUAUAGCAAGAGAAUAUUGGACAAAGACGCUAGACAACGGAAACUUGGUGGAUGUUGUCUACAUACAUUUCAGUAAGGCUUUUGACAAGGUGUCAACAAAUAGACUGCUACUAAAGUUAGAAAAUCUUGGUAUUGUUGGACCUCCUUAAAAAUGGCUUAAGGAUUUCCUAGUAGACAGAAAGUAAAAAUAAAUUCCAAGUGCUCCAACUGAAGACCAGUACUUAGUGGAGUACCUUAAGAUUCCAUCCUAGGUCCUUUACUUUUCAUACUGGAUGUAAAUAAUCUCUCAAGUAUAGUACAGUCCCCAAUAUUAUACGCUGACGGUGUAAAAAUCUGGUGAGUAAUAACCGGAGACGCAGAUGCAUGCGCACUUCAGGUAGACUUACAUAAUGUGAUUAACUGGUCUAAAGAGUGGCUGAUGCC
This is a messenger RNA of Schistosoma spindalis, 1409 nucleotides long. Lineage: Eukaryota; Metazoa; Platyhelminthes; Trematoda; Strigeidida; Schistosomatidae. The record is from the annotation of a GenBank genome assembly.